CCCCAAUGGGUGUGGUUAGGAAAGUAGGAGGACUCUGGAAUGAUGAAGGAUGUAAAAACAACCAUCAAUUUAUCUGCUAUGAUGACGACCUGGUCCUGGUUCAUGAGAACAAGACCUGGGUGGAAGCCCUGAACCACUGCAGACAGCAGGGAUGGGAUCUGGUGUCCAUCCACUCUGAGAGGAUCCAGCACUGGGUGCAACGUCGGGCCAGAAACGCCUCCACCCCCUAUGUCUGGCUGGGCCUGAGGUACACCUGUGCACUGAAGGUCUGGUUCUGGGUGAGUGAACAUGGCCUGUGCCACCAGAACUGGGCCCCGGACCACGGGGGCAGCUGGGAGGAGUGUAAGAAGGCAGGUGCCAUGCCGAGGGAGGGGCCACAGCAGUGGGAGGGCAAGAACCAGGCAGAGAAGCUCAACUUCAUCUGCACCAGGAAACCUGAUGAUUACUAGGAUUCAAACUACGUAUGUCCAGUUCAUCUUGUCAUAAUCACCUGCUUGAAACAAGAGACGGGAAUGCAAACAGCUAUUCUGUGUUUUUGCUAUUUUAACUUUUUACUAUUUCCUAAUUUGUCUGAUUCUGAAAACCAGAUUCAAUCUUAUUUAUACUUCAUUUCACAUGUUAAUGUUUAUGUUUUAGGGUUUUAGAUAUAAGGGAUUUCAUAUGUUAGUGAUUUUAAGGGUAUAUUUAGACACUUUGUUGUUUCUUU
This is a messenger RNA of Osmerus eperlanus (European smelt), 706 nucleotides long. Its product is annotated as macrophage mannose receptor 1-like. The transcript has 3 exons. The coding region runs from base 6 to 449 and encodes 147 amino acids. NCBI's taxonomy places the organism in Eukaryota, Metazoa, Chordata, Actinopteri, Osmeriformes, Osmeridae. The record is from RefSeq and is a predicted model, not a curated record.